AUGCCAACUAGGGUUGAAUCAGCAGAGGUGAUCAGCGAGAGAUGUUUAUUUGGAAAAGAAAGUGAGCAAUCAAUUCGAAACUUGCAUAGUAUUACAUCUACUGCCUUGAAGGCAGCCCCGCGAACAACGGUGAAGUAUUCAUUGAAAACAACAAAACCUGAGAGUAAACCUCAAGAAACUGUUAUGGAACAAAAUUGUGGGACAUGUGAUAAUAUUACAGCAGAUAAGAUUACAAUUGCUCGACCGACAACUGAUAAUUAG
Thelazia callipaeda (thelaziosis nematode) is the source of this 261-nucleotide messenger RNA. NCBI's taxonomy places the organism in Eukaryota, Metazoa, Nematoda, Chromadorea, Rhabditida, Thelaziidae. The record is from the annotation of a GenBank genome assembly.